This is a messenger RNA of Daktulosphaira vitifoliae (grape phylloxera), 3381 nucleotides long. Its product is annotated as MOXD1 homolog 1-like. Gene Ontology annotation, molecular function: copper ion binding; G protein-coupled receptor activity; dopamine beta-monooxygenase activity. The transcript has 15 exons. Gene Ontology annotation, cellular component: secretory granule membrane. Gene Ontology annotation, biological process: G protein-coupled receptor signaling pathway; dopamine catabolic process; norepinephrine biosynthetic process. The coding region runs from base 582 to 3119 and encodes 845 amino acids. Lineage: Eukaryota; Metazoa; Arthropoda; Insecta; Hemiptera; Phylloxeridae. The record is from RefSeq and is a predicted model, not a curated record.
UGACUCGGACAUAAGCAUUGCUGCUGUUUAUUUAAGUUGAAAAAUAUUUAUUUUAAUAUUCACUGUUAUUAUGUAUUUCACGUGUUUUUUUUCAUUGGUUUGUUUUUUCUAUUUCAUUAAUUAAAUGGAUUUAAGCUUAAUGAUUGUAUGGCGAUCAAAACAUAAAUCGUGUUUUAAAUAGAUACAUACAAAUCACUCGUAACUUUUUUAAACUUGUCAGCAAAGUGUAAUUUUAUUACUUAAGUAAAUACACUGUUGUCUUGAAAUAAAAAACCGUGAAAUAUUUUAACAUAUCAACAUUACGAAUACAUUGAGUUUCAAAACCAACUCACGUAAUUUUAGUCUCCCUAAUGUUGUUAAAUCCAAGGAAAUUGGAGUUUUACUAUUUUACAGAAUGGAAUAAAGCUAAUAAGUUUCUUCGUGGCAAAAUUUAAUAUUAAAAAUGUGAAAUUAGCAAAAGCUAUUUUCUCAAAUAAAGAAGUAAUAAUACAAUGAACUUUAUCAACACUUAUAUUUAACAUGAAUACUAAUCGGAAAUUGGUUUGACAAGACUUAAGAAUCGGCUUCGACUUGUCAGAAACAUGACAAAUAUCAGUGUGAACAUUUCACUUUCGGUGGAUGAUUUCGACUAUACUUAUGCGGACAGGCCGGAAACUUAUAUUGUGCCAAUGCUGUUCGCUCUUAUAUUUGUCAUUGGGACCAUUGGCAAUGGUACGCUAGUUUUAAUAAUCGCGAGGCAUAAGCAUAUGCGAAACGUUCCAAACACUUAUAUACUCAGUUUAGCUCUUGGCGAUUUAUUGGUGAUUGCUACUGUUGUACCGUUCACUUCUACUGUGUACACGGUUCCAUCGUGGCCAUAUGGUCUGAUUGUGUGCAAGUUGUCAGAAGCCAUCAAAGAUAUAUCGAUUGGUGUUUCGGUAUUUACGCUUACAGCGUUAAGUGCAGAUCGCUACUUUGCUAUAGUGAACCCUAUGCGAAAACUACAUGCUUCACUGGGCGGUAGAUUCGCUACAAGAUUUACUGUUACCGUAACUAUGACUAUUUGGACAUUAGCCAUAGCGUGUGCAACACCAGACGCCGUGUUUUCGUACAUUAGACAAUUCAGAUUGCACAACGUUGUAUUAUUCGAGGUGUGCUAUCCGUAUCCCGAAGAAAUGGGACCUGCAUACCCGCGAGUCAUGGUGCUCGUUAAAUUCCUAGUUUAUUACGCUGUUCCAUUGACUAUCAUUGCAUGUUUCUACAUUAUGAUCGCCCGUCAUUUGAUGCAUACUGCAAAGAACAUGCCAGGGGAAUUCCAAGAUAUGCACAGCAAAAAUGAUGGGAGUCUCAUGCCGGAAAAGGAUGUAAGUCAAGACUAUGAGUUACUGGCUUCCGCUCAAAAUGGUUCCCAUAUUUCCGUUGUCUUUCGCAGGGCUUGGGACACCUGUGAUACAUACGAUGACGUCUACAUUGGGAAUGACACAUUGCGCAUGUUUUGGACACUAAGCGAUCGUGAUCCAAUUGAUAGACAAUACACUGAUGCUUUAAAGUUGGGAGAUUCGUGGAGAGGUGCACAAAGUUUUCAUCCUAAAGGACCUAAAUAUAGACCAAAAACAGAUUUCUACAAACGUUGGGAUGUCACUAUGGAUAAUGUACAUCUGAAGGAUAAUAUUGACACUAUUUACUGGUGUAAGAUUUUUAGAGCACCAAAAGUUACCCAAAAAAAUCAUAUCGUAGGGUUUGUGCCAAUAUUAAACCCUGAUACACAUCGUCUUAUCCAUCAUAUGAUAUUGUAUGAGUGCGAUAAUGGGCCAAAUACGAUGGAGAGAUUUGUGACAUUAAAAGGAUCUCAAUGUUAUGGCGAUACUAUGCCUGAAGAAUGGAACAAAUGUAUUACUCCAGUAGUAACAUGGGCGAUGGGUUCAGAUGGUCAUUUCUUACCUAACCAUGUUGGCAUUCCUAUUAGUGGAAGAGAUUCAUACUACAUGUUAGAAAUACACUAUGAUAAUCCUACACUGAGAAAAGGUACCAAAAGUGAUGUUGAAGUUAUGGACAACUCUGGCGUUAGAGUGUAUUACACAGAUCAUCUACGAACAAAUGACGGAGGUAUUAUGGCUGUGGGUAUGGCUGUAUCACCUAUGCACAUCAUACCUCCAAGACAAGCUAAUUACAAAACAACUAGUUUAUGCGAUAAGGAUUGUACCAACGUUAUUUUUCCCGAAAGAGGUAUUAAAAUUACUUCAGUUUUAUUACACGCCCAUCAAGCAUCCAAAAAGCUUAAACUUCGCCACAUAAGACAUGAUCAAGAGUUGACUACUAUAGCAAAAGAUGACUAUUACGACUACAGUUAUCAACAAGCAAGAGAACUAGUUAAUGAAAUUACCAUUUAUCCCGGAGACGAACUCAUAACCGAGUGUGUGUAUAACACCGAAGAUAGACCGCAACUUACUCAUGGUGGUUAUUCAACUAAACAAGAAAUGUGUUUGGCUUUUGUCACAUAUUAUCCUCGGACCCCUUUAGCAAGUUGUUUUAGCAUGACACCAGUACCAUUCUUCUUUGAAACAUUUGGUAUUCAACAGUUUUUAGAUUAUAAUAUGGAAGGAGUUGAAAAAAUUUUCUUAAAAUUAGCCGAUAGCACGACUAAGAAGCCUCCAACUAAAACGACUACUCCAUUAGUAGCGCCAGUGUUCGAUAGCACAAAAACUCUGGAAGAAUUAAAUCAAGAACACAUUUUGUUCUUGAUGAAGCAGCCUUCGUUUACUAUUGAAGAAAAUAACGAGCCUAAUCUAUUUCGAGAUCUUGAAAUUAUGGAGCCUGUUGAAUUUCAAAACAAAACGUUUCAACAGCAUUUAGAUAAUUUACCAUGGGAGGAUAGUCUAUUGACCAAAAAUAUAGAAAAACGUUUGAUCACCGGCAAACAUAUGACCUUUUGUCGACUACAAAAUGACACUUUAGCUUUGAUGAUGAAUACCUAUACGUAUCCUAAUUUCACGGCUUACAACGAAUCAAAUAUUACAGACAGUUCAUGUGUACCACUAUCAAAUAAAUAUCAAAAUGUCUCAUCAAUACAAUAUAGUUCCUAUGUAGUAAUUUUAUUAUGUAUCACACUGAUUCACACUCUAAAAAUUUAUAUGUAUUAAAUAAAUUCACUAAGUAGUAUGUAUGAUUAAGUCAAUUUUACCAAAGUCAUUUUUUUUAUAUUUGUACAUAAUUUUAUAUACUGUAAAAAUUUUGUAAUGAAACUAUUUUGUAUCGUUUUUUUUAUUAAAGAAUGUAUUGUAGCUUAAUACAAAUAUUUAUGUAUCAUAAAGAUACCUACACAAAUAAUACAUUUACUAGGAAAGGGUUUACUGAGCCCAAACUCCUUCCACUAAUAUUCUCAUUGUAGUUGGACAAUGAUUA